Messenger RNA from Anthostomella pinea, 1302 nucleotides. Lineage: Eukaryota; Fungi; Ascomycota; Sordariomycetes; Xylariales; Xylariaceae. The record is from the annotation of a GenBank genome assembly.
AUGGCGAUUGGCAAGGAGGGAAACGUGAAAUGGGUCGAUGGCCUCCGCGGUCUCGCAUCCACCCUUGUUGUUCUCACUCAUAUCGCGCGAGCUUUCGACGGAGAUCUCUUCCUCCCAGUCUCCGCUGAAGGCACGAGCCCUCGCCUGCUCCAGUUGCCCUUCCUACGAAUCCUCGUUCAGGGUCGUAUCGGUGUCACCAUCUUCUCCUUCGUUACCGGUUACGUCUGCGCCCUCAAGCCCAUCAAGUUGUACCGACAGAACAACCAAGAUGCCGCCUUUACAUCCAUUGCGAAAUCCGCCCUCCGCCGUGUUCCUCGACUCGUUAUCCCCUGCGCCUUCGCUACAUUCAUCAGCUGGAUCAUGGCAGAGCUGGGAAUGUUCCUUAUUGGCAAGCGGAGUGACUGCUGGUGGUGUGGCAUGACGGCUCCGGAUCAGGUGCCGAACAUUUUCGUCGCAUUCAAGAGCUUGAUCUUCAACAUUAUAAAUACGUGGACAAAAGGUGCCAAUGCGUACGAUGGCAAUCAGUGGACGCUUUUGCCGCUGCUGAGAGGUAGCAUGCAAGUAUACACGUUCAUCAUCGCGACCUCUUACAUACAGCCGCGCUACAGAAUGAUUGCGAGCAUGAUGAUGUACUUUUACUUCUACAUCGGAGGUGACUCGGCCUUUGGAAUGCAGUUUUUCUGGGGAGUCUUCCUCUGUGACGUGCAGAACACGCCCGCGGCUACCGAGUGGCUAACGAACCGACCGAAAACCUCCCGUCUGUUGGCCAUCAUUUUCCUUACUCUUGGUCUCUACGUUGCGUCGUACCCAGAAGGACAUGCCGAAUGGGCGACUUGGUCACACCAGAUGUUCAAAGUCCUCGUCAGAAUUACGCCUUCAAAUCCCGACUUCCCUCGCUAUGCGUCUGGUAUCGGUCUGCAACUCAUCACGCUGGGUCUGCAUUUCAGCCCUGGACUGCGCGACUUCUUGUCAAGCAAGUACCUACUCUGGCUGGGCAAGCAGUCUUUUGCUGUCUACCUACUCCACGGCCCGCUUCUUCGCAGCGUGCUCUGCUGGAUGGUCUACGGCAUUCACCUGCCCCCGGACAUCAGCAACGAGAAUGGUGACACCAUCCAGGGAAAGCUCGUCUUCCCCAACGGCUGGAGACUCAUGCUAUCUCUUCCAUUCUGGAUCCCCCUCAACUACGGCGUUGCAAUGCUCUGGACUGGAUACGUCGACCCGUGGUGUGCCAACCUGACGGAGAAGAUCGUGAGCUACGUCAACCUGGACCGUGAUGAGAAGGGCAUCCUCCUGCCACAGUAG